This is a messenger RNA of Mastomys coucha (southern multimammate mouse), 502 nucleotides long. Its product is annotated as ATP-dependent RNA helicase DDX19B-like. The record is from RefSeq and is a predicted model, not a curated record. The transcript has 6 exons. Bases 83 to 502 code for a protein of 139 amino acids. Lineage: Eukaryota; Metazoa; Chordata; Mammalia; Rodentia; Muridae. Gene Ontology annotation, molecular function: ATP binding; nucleic acid binding.
GAGGGGUCAGCUUCAAAGCCUCAGCCAAUGGAGCUUGGGCUUGGCUUGGCUUCUGAGAGGCCGUUGGUGAAGCCUAACCGCCAUGUUGAGCCGCGAUGGCCGGAGCUGCUGGCCGGGUCGAGGCCGACCCCGAGCCCGAGCCCAAGCGCGGAAUCCACUUUCCCUGCCCCUGACUGGUUUGAGCAACUUGCAUCUUAAGGAGGAGAAAAUCAAACCAGAUGCCAAUGGUGCUGUUGUUAAGACCAAUGCUAACGCAGAGAAGACAGAGGACGAUGAGAAAGAGGACAGAGCUGCUCAGUCUUUACUCAAUAAGCUGAUCAGAACUGCCUUUGUGUUGGCCAUGCUCAGCCAAGUGGAGCCUGCAAACAAGUAUCCUCAGUGUCUCUGCCUCUCUCCAACCUAUGAGCUUGCUCUUCAAACAGGAAAAGUGAUUGAGCAGAUGGGCAAGUUUUAUCCUGAACUGAAGCUAGCUUAUGCUGUUCGAGGCAACAAAUGUGAGUAG